GUAGCAGUUAGUGCUAAGAGGAGCGAGUUAUAGGCAGAGCAGCCGACUCAGCGAAUGACAACACCGCCAUGUCAACAACCGCACCAGUUGAUUGAGAAAGUCGUGACUCAUGUAUUAAUUAAUUCAUUUCAUUCUCUCAGUGUCAUUGUUACUGUGCACCUCUACUUCGGUCCCACACCACCUCCUACACCAGGGCACCUACUUUACAGUACUAGACUCAAGGUCACAAGACCUGUAAAUAAGAGAAAGUUUCAAUCAACUAAGUAACUGAGGCAGCUGGUGAGAAGAUUCUAUCUUCAAGAUGUCUUUAGCAUCACAAAGUGCACCAGUACUCUCUAGGAUUGUGUCGUUAUCUGUAGCUAUUGCAAAUCAUGCUGGCAAAAUCAUCCGAGACGUCUUGAAGAAAGGGGAGUUGGGCAUCGUUCAGAAAGAGAAUGCUCGGGACCUCCAGACCGAGGCAGACAGAGCAGCUCAGAGGUGUAUCAUCAGCUCCCUCAGUCAGUGCUUCCCAAAAAUCACCAUCAUAGGGGAAGAAGGAGAUGAAGAAUCAAAGCAGAUUAGUGGUAAGGUCUAUGAUCCCACACCUGAAAGUACGAUACAAGUCACCUGCCCACCGCACUUGGCCUCACUGGGAGAAGAAGAGAUUGUUGUGUGGGUGGACCCUUUAGAUGGUACUGCUGAGUAUACACAAGGUAAUAGUCUGACCUUAUAAACACCUCUUAGAACUCUCGCAGUUUAUCUUCUCCAGAUCUAUAUAAAUUGUACAUCUUAAUAUUUUUGGCAGACCUUUUUGUGAAAUCUGUCUGUCUGUCUGUCUGUCAUUACCCAAAGAAUCAACAUCACCUCAGGUUCAUGAAUAUCAUACAAAGUUCAUUAGAUUAUACUGUAAUGUAAAUUUACUUAGACAAGUAUUAAUUGCUGGUCUUUGAUACAUAUUACUGUGAGUACAAUGAGUACUGUACUGUAAGGGGUUUAAACUCUUAUGCUUUAAAGUUGUGAAUCUUGUGUUGUCCAUAGCCUCAGGAUCUCCGUUAUUUAUUAUGUACAGUAUUGUGUGUUGUCUUAUUCAGUGAUGCUUCUUUGUUUCAAGGGAUAGCUUCGGGGAGAAGUUUUCAAAUUUUACCAGGCCGUGAAAUUGUCAUUUGUAUGUAUCUCCAUGAAACCCUAGUGUAUACGUGUCUUUUACAGAUUUCCCCGUUUCUUCGUACGAUGUAGCAAAUAUCUUCGAAUUCAGUGGUCUGGGUUUUAUAAAAGAUACAGUUUUGAAUACUUCAUUGCAUACAUCUUUUAAUUAUUGCAGUGUAAGUGUGUGGUGGUGAUGAAGACAGCUGUGAUUAUGUUUAAUGAAUGGAGGUCUAUUUUUAUGCUUUCC
Messenger RNA from Homarus americanus (American lobster), 1372 nucleotides. Its product is annotated as 3'(2'),5'-bisphosphate nucleotidase 1-like. NCBI's taxonomy places the organism in Eukaryota, Metazoa, Arthropoda, Malacostraca, Decapoda, Nephropidae. The record is from RefSeq and is a predicted model, not a curated record. Gene Ontology annotation, molecular function: 3'(2'),5'-bisphosphate nucleotidase activity. The transcript is spliced from 5 exons. Bases 302 to 712 code for a protein of 136 amino acids.